Tribolium castaneum (red flour beetle) is the source of this 708-nucleotide messenger RNA. RefSeq lists its product as uncharacterized. NCBI's taxonomy places the organism in Eukaryota, Metazoa, Arthropoda, Insecta, Coleoptera, Tenebrionidae. Gene Ontology annotation, cellular component: endoplasmic reticulum membrane; endoplasmic reticulum; cytoplasm. Bases 82 to 633 code for a protein of 183 amino acids. The transcript is spliced from 3 exons. Gene Ontology annotation, molecular function: calcium channel activity. The record is from RefSeq and is a predicted model, not a curated record. Gene Ontology annotation, biological process: endoplasmic reticulum calcium ion homeostasis.
UUUUUGUAAACGUCAUUUAAACGUCAUCGUACUCGACAUAACCUCUUUUUUGUUAUUAAUAUUUUUUGUCUAAAUGUGAAAAUGUGGGCCGACACUUUGUUGAUUGUUUUUAUAUCCAUUUGUACGGCCUUAUUGGGCGAAGGCUUGACUUGGCUGAUGGUGUAUCGUACUGAGAAGUACCAGAAAUUAAAGACCGAAGUGGAGAGACAGAGCAAAAGACUUGAGAAACGCAAAGAAGCACAUGGCGAUUCGCUCGACAAGCAGCACAAGAAAAAGAUUGAAAGAGAAGAGGAACGUUUAAAAAACAAUAACCGCGACUUGUCUUUAGUAAAAAUGAAGUCAAUGUUUGCGAUUGGUUUCGCGUUUACUGCUUUGCUUAGCAUGUUUAACAGCAUCUUUGAUGGGAGAGUUGUGGCCCGUCUCCCUUUUAUGCCUUUGACCUGGAUUCAAGGUCUGAGCCACCGCAAUUUACCAGGCGAUGAUUAUUACGAUUGUUCGUUUAUUUUCUUGUAUAUCUUGUGCACCAUGUCCAUACGACAAAAUAUCCAGAAGUUGUUGGGUUUUGCUCCUUCAAGAGCCGCCUCAAAGCAAGGGAACAGCUUAUUCGGGCCAUCACCUGGUCAGUUCAAAUAAGAUUCUUGUUGUAAUUGUUUUCGUGGAAUAAUUUAUUCUUAACAUGUAGAUAAAUAAAUAUUAAUUACAACAAUA